AAUAAACAUCAUGAGCCAUGAGUUCGCAAUGGAAGAAAUAUUUACUAUGGUUCGCUCACGAACACGUAGAAUUUCGCAUACCAGAAAUGGAUUCGAUAUUCAGCAUGUUCGACAUAACCUUAGGGCGUGUUAUCAAAGCAACAGAACAUCCAUUCUGGAUAGUUGAAUUACCGUCCGAAGAUGUAGCUCGCACAAUAGCUAGUAGGUCAGUUUUACUUCGCCACUGCAUUGAACUAUGGGCACAUUCAAAGAUUGUGGAUGGUCUUCAUGCAAAUUUAAAAUCUUAUCCUCAAGAUUUAAUGGAACCUUACCUAAAUACUGCAUUUAAAGUUGUUGUGGAAACAUUUUGCAAGCAUUUUACUCAAAGAGAAAAAGUAGAAAAGAUUGAGACUUUUAAUUAUUUGCCUUUGAAAGGCUCAGUAAAUUUAAAGAAUCCAGAUACAACUUUAUUUUAUAUAGAAUAUUAUGGCCAAGAACCAAAUAGUAAUCCAGAAAAUCCUGAAGAUUUGUUUUUUGGUAGAUGGAUUGCUGAUGGUCAGAGAGAUAAGAUUCAAAAGCUUUCCUUAAAAUCUAGAAAAUUUAUAGGCAAUACUUCUAUGGACCCACAAUUAUCUAUAUUAAUGGCAAAUCAAGCACAAGCUAAAGCUGGAGAUAUUAUUUUAGAUCCAUUUGUUGGUACUGGUUCAUUAUUGAUUCCAGCUUCAAUGUUUGGUGCUUAUACUUUAGGUACUGAUAUAGAUUAUUUAAUGCUUCAUGCUCGUACAAGGCCUAGUCGAAUCUCACAAAAAAAAAGAGAAGAAGAUGAAAGCAUAGCUGCUAAUAUGAAACAAUAUGGAGUAGGAUCUCGCUUUGUAGACGUUAUUGUAUCAGAUUUUUCACGAGAAAUGUGGAGACCAGAUAUAAAAUUAGAUGCUAUUAUUACUGAUCCUCCUUACGGUAUUCGUGAAGCCGUAGAACGGAUAGGCACGGCCAAAACAAAUCCAUCUAUAGAGGAACAUCAAAUUGAAACGCACAUUCCGUCCAAAGUUGUGUAUGAGUUAUGGCAAUUAUUUAUAGACUUGUUGAAUUUUUCUGUAAAACAUUUAAAGUUGACUGGGAGGCUGGUCUUUUGGUUUCCAGUAUUCAGAAAACAAUACUCCGAAGAUCAAUUGCCUAUCCAUCCUUGUCUAAAGCUUGUAGCUGAUUCUGAACAAAUUUUAAGUACUUACACAAGCAGACGACUACUGACGUACGAAAAAGUCAAAGAAGCAAAGCCUGAUGAUCCUUCGUGUAAAAUAGGUGAAGCAAAUUUCCGGGACCAGUAUUUCAAUUACCGCGAAGAGCUGCGUAGCGUGAGACGAGCGCGAAAAUCUGCCGAACGUUUGAAACUCAAGGAAGAAUGGGAAAAGAGGAAAGUGACGAACGACGUGAUUAGAAAAGAAAACGAAGCAAGUUAUUCCUUAAAUGUAUAA
This is a messenger RNA of Phymastichus coffea, 1451 nucleotides long. Its product is annotated as tRNA (guanine(10)-N2)-methyltransferase homolog. The transcript has 9 exons. Bases 18 to 1451 code for a protein of 477 amino acids. Gene Ontology annotation, biological process: methylation. Gene Ontology annotation, cellular component: cytoplasm. The record is from RefSeq and is a predicted model, not a curated record. Gene Ontology annotation, molecular function: nucleic acid binding. Lineage: Eukaryota; Metazoa; Arthropoda; Insecta; Hymenoptera; Eulophidae.